GAAAAACCAUAUGGUUGGCCGCUGACUACUCCAGGGGGAGGCGGGUGAUGUCACGUGACCCUGUCAGCCCGGUACAGGUGUGCAGGUCUACUGGCCGGGUUUAUAUCUCCUACAGUUUCCUAUUGUCAACUAGCGAAUGAAAACUAUGUAGAAAGGUAUGCCGAGUUCUAUACUGGGAUCUAUACAGCAGCAUACCAUACUCAGCAUACACUAUAGCAUACUCAGCAUACCCUGUAAACACUAAACAUAAUCAGACCUUAGUAAUAAUAAGUGUCAAGGUCACAAGUGACAACAAGUGACUUGAGUGUUUUUAGACACUUUGUUUGUAAGUGAAAAGUGAUCAACUUCAUGAGAGAGUUAUGAGCUGCGGUGAGGUCAUGUACCAAUCUCAUUAUUCAUACUUCCCUUACCAACGGAGUAUACUUGAUCAUAAACAGACCCUCGCAGAAAAUGAGGGAGGGGCGGCAAGAUCACUGGAAGGAGAAGGGUUGAGAGAAUCUCCGAGCCACUACAAUUUCUCUUCCCGACACACCUCACCAACAUCGUUUUCUACACAGGGUUCGGUCAGCGGACAUGGUUUUCCGCCACUCAGAGAUCCAGGAAAUAGUUCAGAUCCAGGAUUUCUGCAGGACAGAGAAACUUCUAGAACAAGUUCAGAAACCGGUUUUCUUCAAACACGACCCCGCCCAGAUGUUUUGGACAAAGUUAAAGGGGAAAAGGAUAAAGAUUUGGAAGAUGGGCAGAGGAAUGCCCAAUACUUGUCAGCUAACUGUGUUAUUUUCACCUACUACUCGGGAGAUAUUACCAAAGCAGUGGAUGAUCACUUUUCUAAAGCUCUUAGUCAACCAACAGAUAGAGAAAAUAUUCCUUUGUCGGCUCGGAAUCUCCCGGCUUCCUUUUGGGAUUCUAGCUGGGCAGGAGUGCCCUCCCUCCCUCCAUCUGAACUCUACUCUGAGUACACAGAUCCUUGGCAAUCUUACAUGGCAAGCAUGACAGGUUACUCUGCUCACCAGAUGUACACUGCUAGAUCCUACUCCUCCCUCCUCUUACAGUCUAGGAGAGAGUGGGUAGAGCAGAACUAUCCAUCCUCACCAUACCCAACCAUGUCAGGUCUGGAAGGAAGCAUGCAGCCUGCCUCGAAGGACCUCUACUGGUUUUAAAGAGAAGAAAAAUGGAAAACCUAAAAACAAAAAUAAAUUUAUCUGUGAACAAGUGAUAAAGAAAAACUCAAGAAGGAAAACGAUGUUUUCCUAAAACUCCGGAAGAAAAAGAACAAUUGUUUGAAAAAACAGUUAAAUGUGAUUAAACAGGGGGCAGAGCACCAAUUACACAUCAUAGUCUGCCCUGGUGCCCUCAUAAAACCUGUUUUAAAAA
Messenger RNA from Eurytemora carolleeae, 1374 nucleotides. RefSeq names its product protein vestigial. Gene Ontology annotation, biological process: regulation of transcription by RNA polymerase II. NCBI's taxonomy places the organism in Eukaryota, Metazoa, Arthropoda, Copepoda, Calanoida, Temoridae. The transcript is spliced from 8 exons. Bases 360 to 1160 code for a protein of 266 amino acids. The record is from RefSeq and is a predicted model, not a curated record. Gene Ontology annotation, cellular component: nucleus.